AUGCGACUCAAGACGAAAGCAGCCAAACGUCUUUCGGUUCCGUCUCCUCCUUCUACAACAUAUCAUGAAUCUCAAGAACAAUCAAAUGAACAAAUGAUUAUGAAAUGUACAAAUCUAAUUCAACAAGACAAUAAAAAUUCUGAUGACGAUAAUCAAGAUACAAAUGAAAUGAUUAUGAAGAAUGAACAAAAUGAUCAUCAACAUAGAAUGUAUGAUCAUACUGACAUGAUUAUCAAUGGUACAAUAACAACAAAUAUUAAUGGAAAUGCAUCAAAUUCAAGUGAAACAAGUGAAUGUGAAAAUCGUCUUUAUUCAUGUACUGAUUGCGGAAAAAGUUUUCAAACAUCAUCAGGUUUAAAGCAACAUAGAAAUAUUCAUUCAAGUGUUAAACCAUGGAAGUGUGAAUAUUGUCCAAAAUCUUACACACAAUUUUCAAAUUUAUGUCGUCAUAAACGAUCACAUGCAAAUGCACGUACACAAAUCGAUUGUAAAGAUUGUGGUCAAUCAUUUCAAAGUCAUGUUGCAUUAAAUAAACAUCGAAGUUCAUGUAAAGAACGACAUUUUUCAACAACAACAACAAUAACACCAACAGUUACACCAAAUUUAGCUGCUUUUAUACCAUUUAUUGAUACAUCACCAUUAUUAAAUCAAACAAUUAAAAAUGAUUUACCAUCAACAUCAUCAUUAAAUGAACCGAUAGAUUUAACAAAAACAUAUAAACGUACAAGACAAUUAUCAAUUGAUCAACCAAUUGAUUAUUCAAUAAGAAAUAAACGAUAUGAUUAUAAUAAUCAACAUAUAUCACAUGUAUUUGGUGAUAAACAAGAAAAAAAAUUUAAAAAAAUUGAAGAAAAUUUUAUUGAAAAACAAAUUAAUGAUGAUGAUAAUAAUAAUAAUAAUGAUGAUGAUAAUGAUAAUGAAAAUUAUCAUCAUUUAUUAUUAUUAGGAAAAAAACAAAUUAAAGAAUAUGAUGAUCAUAGACCAUUAACACCAAUAUCAUCAUCAUCAAGUCCUCAAACAAUUUCAUCAUUUGAUAAAAAACCUAUUCUAUCAACAAAUGAUAAAACAAUAAUUCGAAAUCGAGAUCGAUAUUGUUGUACUUAUUGUUCAAAAACAUUUCCACGUAGUGCCAAUCUUACUCGACAUCUUAGAACACAUACAGGAGAACAACCAUAUGUAUGCAAAUUUUGUAAUCGAAGUUUUUCAAUUUCAUCAAAUUUACAACGACAUAUACGAAAUAUUCAUAAACGUGAACGACCAUUUCGUUGUACACAUUGUGAUAAAUGUUUUGGACAACAAACAAAUCUUGAUCGACAUAUGAAAAAACAUUUAUCACAAACAUCAUCAUCAUCAUCAUUAUUAAUAUCAACACAAUAUGAACGAAAUACAACAAAUUCUUUAUCACAAAUUCCAUAUACAUCAUCAAUACCAUUAUCAUCAUUUAAUUUAAAGUUAAAUAAAAAUGAAAAUUUACCACAAAAUUCAACAGAUGAUGAAGAUUCAAGUGAAUUAUCUGAUGAAGAUGAUGAUGAUGAUGAUAUGGAAGAAGAUAUUGAUGACGAAGAAGAUGAUGAUUUAGAAACAAAUUCAUUAUCAAUUGAAGAUAUUGAUGAAACAGGUCAACAACAAGCAACAUCAUCAUCAUCAACGUAA
Rotaria sordida is the source of this 1653-nucleotide messenger RNA. NCBI's taxonomy places the organism in Eukaryota, Metazoa, Rotifera, Eurotatoria, Philodinida, Philodinidae. The record is from the annotation of a GenBank genome assembly.